Molecule: messenger RNA, 1343 nt
Organism: Polyodon spathula (Mississippi paddlefish)
Lineage: Eukaryota; Metazoa; Chordata; Actinopteri; Acipenseriformes; Polyodontidae
Exons: 2
Coding region: 141-719 (192 amino acids)
Source: RefSeq, a predicted model, not a curated record
UGUCGGUAACAGCUUAUUUUCUGGAGAAGAAAGGAAACUCGACAAUCUUAGAACAUUUGAGUGGAAGGUUUAAAUUAGUUUCCGGAAGUUUAUAUUGUGCAGCUACAUUUCUGUUGAUAAUAUUCUACCAGAGUGCAUACAUGACUAAGAGAAAGGCAGAGCGCAUACUUUACGAAGUCCCUUUAAAAAGAUGUAUCCGUUCAUAUACCACGAGAGGUGAUGCUGGUACCAGCAGCGAUGACAUUACGAAGGACCGCACACUAUGCUCAAACAGAGGAAAUCCAGAUUUAGUAAAGCAUUCCACAAGGAAAAGAAAAAUGACUCACGAAGAAAAUGAACGGGGGGAAGACGGACCGUCGUGUAAAAGCUGGAACAAGAAAGAACCAAAUGAAAAUGAAAAGGACUUGAGUCAAACACAAAGCAGAGUGGUGGAGCUGAAUUCUGGAACUUUCUACGCGGAUGGCCAACAUGUGGCAGCUAGUGCUGGUGUCACUGGACAAAGAAAUACAAAUAAAAGAAGCGAGAUGCACGACUGGAAACCGAAACUCGAUAUGACUACCCCAUCAGAAAAGGAGCUUUGUCAUUUCAACACAUUUCAGUACUGGAGGGUUCCUCUGCCUGAUGUAGAUCUCUCAGAACUUCAGGAUCCUGCAGCUGAGGGGAACAGGCUGGCUGAUCAAACCUCAACAGAACGGACACAUAUUGAAAUGGAAACAUGAUUUUGUAUCUGUUGUAGAAAUUGGAAAACAAGAGCGUUACUGUUUGUUUUCAAAAUGUAAUUAUGCACAUAGUGAAUGUGGAAAUAGCCACUUUUGACUGGAUUACACAAACAUGUAGGCAUUGCAGAAUAUGAGCACCGGUUCAGAUUUUGAUCAUCUUUUUCUCUGUGUGGCUUCCAAGAGGAUCAUAGUCUGUCAUUUUAGUUUGCUCAGUGAUUUCUGAAGUGGUCAUUUUUCUGUGUGUUUAAAACCCCCCACUAUUUGCACAUUUUUUCCUACAGGUACGUGUGUUCACUAUUUACACUGAACAAUACAUAUUCGUGCCUAAUGGGUUUGCAUUCUUCCAGGACUAGCUAGUUCAAGAGGUUAUAUUUAGCAACAAUGAAUUAAUUGCAAGAAAUAUUUAGCAUUUUCUAAUCCAAUUUAAUUACAUGACAGGCAGGAUUUCUCAGUUUAGCUGUAUUUUUUUUUGUUUAAAAGAAUACCGUACAUUUUUGUAUGGUACGGUAUACUGUAUGAGAAACGGUGUUUGACAUAAUUAUUGUAUGUAUCUGAAUUAAGUGUGCAUGUAUUUGCAAACUAGGGGAAUACAGUAACAAAUAAAGAUUUUUUUACACCAUUUAA